CUUCACAAACCAAUUGAGCAUUAUCCUCUUCCUUAAUUCUCCUAACAAAUUACAUUCCCAUCUUCCUCUUUUCCAGAGGACAAUCAAUAUUCACACAGAACAAGAAGUUUCUCUUCCUCAAGCUUUACCAUAGAAACUAAACAAAAGCAAUGGCGAACGCGGCGUCAGGGAUGGCAGUGGAAGACAACUGCAAGCUGAAGUUUUUGGAGCUAAAGAAAAGAAUCUUUCGGUUCAUAAUAUUCAGGAUUGACGGGCAGCAAGUGGUGGUGGAAAAGUUAGGAAACCCCCAAGAGACUUACGAUGAUUUCACCGCUUCCCUCCCUGCCGACGAGUGCCGCUAUGCGGUUUUCGAUUUCGAUUUUACCACCAAUGAAAAUUGCCAGAAGAGCAAAAUCUUCUUCAUAGCCUGGUCACCGGAUUCAUCUAGAGUGAGGAUGAAGAUGGUGUACGCAAGCUCUAAGGAUAGGUUCAAGAGAGAAUUGGAUGGCAUUCAGGUGGAGUUGCAAGCCACUGAUCCUAGCGAGAUGAGUUUCGACAUUAUCAAAAGCCGAGCUCUCUAGAUCUUUUCGUUGUUUUUCAUCAAAAAAGCAUCUAAGAUAUCAUCUUUCGUAUUUCUGAUAUUCCAAAAAAGAAAAAAACUGAAACAUUUUUCAGUAUUAUGUAAUUUCCUUGGUUUAAGAACUGAAUUGCUCAUCGUCGUUUUCAUUCAUA
This is a messenger RNA of Brassica rapa (field mustard), 711 nucleotides long. RefSeq names its product actin-depolymerizing factor. Lineage: Eukaryota; Viridiplantae; Streptophyta; Magnoliopsida; Brassicales; Brassicaceae. Gene Ontology annotation, biological process: actin filament depolymerization. Gene Ontology annotation, cellular component: actin cytoskeleton. The record is from RefSeq and is a predicted model, not a curated record. Gene Ontology annotation, molecular function: actin binding.